Suillus subaureus is the source of this 2328-nucleotide messenger RNA. RefSeq lists its product as uncharacterized. NCBI's taxonomy places the organism in Eukaryota, Fungi, Basidiomycota, Agaricomycetes, Boletales, Suillaceae. The coding region runs from base 194 to 2164 and encodes 656 amino acids. The record is from RefSeq and is a predicted model, not a curated record. The transcript is spliced from 2 exons.
CCUCAGUGUCCUUAGAACAUCUAGUAUUGCAGAAGAACGCAGCAAUGACGUCAAAUCAAAGUUCUGGGCGACUUACAAGAAAGUUGCGGAUGAGUACGACAACGAUUUCCUCGAACGAGCACAUGGUGAUAUAGGGAUUAUCCUGACUUUUGCUGGUCUACUCUCAGCUGCCAUCUGUACAUUCAUCAGUGGAAUGCAGCCCGACUCGGGAGACACUACCAAUGCCCUCUUAGUGCAGCUAAUUCAGGUCACUGUUCACGGAUCAAGUGCUAUACCUGACAUCAGCAAUCUAUCCUCAACUACGCGCUAUCCUUCUUCAACCGCCUGGGCACAGACCCUUGCUUACAUUGCCCUAGCGCUUAGCAUCUUGGCUGCGUUUGGGGCAGUUGUGGGAAAGCAAUGCCUUUAUUCGUUUGAGGCAGCUCGGAAGCGAGGAGGGUCUCUAGAAGAGAGUGGCACGCGGAGGCAGACAAAUUUGGAUGGACUGCAGUAUUUGCGGCUGCGCACUUGCUUGCUUGCAUUCCUUAUGUUCCUCCAGGUUGCGCUACUAUUCUUCAGCGUCUCGCUAUGUCUCAAGACAUGGACCGACCCACUCUCAACAUUCGUUGUCACGGUCUGCACUGCAGCUUUUGUCGUUCUCUUCUAUGCAGGCUCUAUCUUCCUGUUAGCGUGGUGGCAGGAUAACCCUGUACCGAUAUCAAGGACGGAACUAGUUCGAGCGAUUAGUGAAAAAUUUUGUCGUGCAAUCACAUCUACUUCGAGUCCAACUCCUAACAAAUCAUCCCCCAUUCCUGACAAAUCAACACCCAUACGCUGGAUACUAGAGACAUCGACGAACCAGGGAGCUGUCGAGGCUGCGGUUGCGAUGGUACAUCUCACCCAAUGGUUGCCGAACCUUGAUGUUUCAGCAGCCUUCGAACGUUUACGUGACAACUUCGAGGCGAAUUAUGACAAGGAAGAACUAUACGUCAAGUUUGGCAAGGCCAUGGCCCAUUUUUGCAUCCAGCCAGUGAAAAUCGACAAAGCUCUUGUGGACAAACUCUUUCGGCAUGAUAAUUUUCCACUAAUCCGAAGUCGUUUCAUUCGCGAUGCGUUCACGGCUUGCUAUGAUGCCUACUGCCAUCUUAACAAGACACCGCCACUGGAAGAAGACAUGAGGCGGAAGCAUCGGGCCAGUGCGCGCACCGCCCUGAGGACAAUGGUUGUCCACGGACUGGACUUUCACCUUUCACUUCCGGACAAUGAAACAUUGAUUUGGAAUGGUAAUCUGUGCUGGUCUGACAGUGACGGGCGCAAGCCUGACUGUGAAGAAUUUGACUGGCUCGUUGAUUACCUGGCGGACGAAGUAGGGUACGACAAAGCCGAUGAAACAGGUGAUGCUUUGCUUGCGCUGAGCGCGAUACGUGGACUAGGGAGUCCUGCCAAGCAAUCUUCCUACAUCAACUCGCUUAUAUGCUGUAUGAACCAUCGUAAACCUUCCCGAGUCCGGUAUGCCGCGCUUAGGACUGUUUAUGAGGUUCGAGAUGAACUGGUUUCUAUCACCAGUUCUUCGAAACUACCGGAUAUCGACGCAAAACUCCUGGAUAAGCUUUCAGCCGCUCUUCGCGAAGUCAUGGAUCCAAAAUACGACGAUAGAAUUAACGCCUCUCGGGAUCUCAAAUACAUCGACAUCAUCCUUACCAUGACAAAGAAUGACGAGUGGUGUCGACGUCUCGCCGAUAACUACCAUCUUCAGCAAUGCAUUUCUCUAGUCACAGUUGAUGGAGUUCAAAUGUACGAUCGGAAUGCCGGAUUCCACCUUACUGUGAUUAUCGGGCGCCUCUAUACCCCGAGCAAGAAUAAGGUCGCUUUCUACCCGUGUCGUACCCAGAUUGACCCAUGGUGGAAACUCAUCAAAAACACAUGGAUGCACACACGCCAUUAUGUAGGGAAUGAUGAAUACAUCGAUGGCAUACCAGCCCUAGUGACAGCGACUAGAUCUAGAAUUUUUUCGGGGGAGCGGCCAGCAGACGUUACCAGAAAGGUGCAGGAGGCUCUGCAUGAUUUGCAGAAUCCUGACAGACAAGCAACCUUUGUGCAGAGUGGUGUAGCUCAGGCUGCAAUUGACGCUGCAAUACAUUCUGUGCAAGGCUUGUAUAACUAUCUACAUGGUAUGGUCGAGUAACCAAAAACUUCGUAGAUGGACCAUGGAUCUUCGGGGUUGUGAAGGGCGUCUGGAGUCAAGUAUUUUUACACAUGUAUUAUGCAGGUCCAUUUCUAUACAUAGUUCCCCCUGUCCAUGAGGUGGAUGUUGUCUAUUUUGUACUCACAGAAUAGCGACAGUUAUCA